AUGCAUCGUAAUCAAGGUGUUUUAACAACUUUCUUGUCCGACUCUGAUUCUGAUGAUCUCGAGAUGCUCGUAGAAGCAACAGAAGAGGAGGAAGUUGAGAGAGAAAGACAACGCACACAUCGCCGUGGUUCAGUUUCUGGUAGAUGCGUCAUUAAUUGCAAUAGAGGUGAAGGUCAUAAUAGAAUUUAUCGUGAUUACUUUUCUGAUAAUCCUGUAUAUCAUGGUGUUUAUUUUAGGAGAAGAUUUCGUAUGCACAGACCUCUAUUUUGUAGAAUUCUUUCUGGUGUUGAAGCAUACGAUCCCUACUUGGUCCAAAAAAAGGAAGCAGUAGGGAUCCCCAGUUUAUCAUCUCUUCAAAAGGUAAUUGUUGGAUAUAGAAUUCUUGCUUAUGGAGUUCCAGCAGAUUUUCUGGAUGACCACAUACGCAUAGGUAAAAGCACUUUUAUUGAGAGCCUACGUCAUUUUGUGAAAGCAAUUGUUGCCCUUUACGCUGAAAAAUAUUUAAGAGCACCAAAUGAAGAUGAUUUGUCUCAAUUGCUCCAAGUCAACGAGCAACGUGGAUUUCCUGGAAUGCUUGGAAGUAUCGAUUGCAUGCACUGUGGAUGGAAAAAUUGUCCAUCCGCAUGGCAAGGUAUGUACUCUGGUCAUUAUCGUAAACCGACUAUUAUAUUGGAGGCGUUUGCUUCACAAGAUCUUUGGAUAUGGCAUGCCUUCUUUGGAAUGCCAGGCUCGCUCAAUGAUAUUAAUGUUUUAGAAAGAUCUCAUGUCUUCUCAGCAUUGACCAGCGGUCUUGCACCUCCGGUCAAUUUUAUUGUCAAUGGACAUAAUUAUCAUAUGGGCUAUUAUCUAGCAGAUGGUAUUUACCCUUCGUAG
Molecule: messenger RNA, 873 nt
Organism: Erythranthe guttata (spotted monkey flower)
Lineage: Eukaryota; Viridiplantae; Streptophyta; Magnoliopsida; Lamiales; Phrymaceae
Source: RefSeq, a predicted model, not a curated record